GCGCCGUCUCCGCCCACUAUACUGCACGAUGGUGAUAUAUAUCCCUAUAUCGAUGGUUCUAUGUUCAUUCUAACGCAUUACUUUAGAACCGUUUCAAUUGGAUGCUUCUGUAUUUUUCCGCGGAUGGUGAUAUCAUACAGAAUAUCAGCCACGCUUGCCACUGAAUUACAGCUUGUCCUAUUUAGCCAUCUAACCACAAGGCAGUGGCAGAAAACAGUCGUCUCGUUCAGAGAAAGAGCGAGAGAGAGAGAGCUGUGAAAUGGGCAUAUAAACCUGUAUCAAGCAUAUUAUCUAAAUUGACAUUUAAAUACAUCGGAAUGGCUUGUAAUCCAUGACCAAAAAUCCACCCCACUAAACAGUAAUUUAAUUACCGGUAUCGUAAUUUGACCGUAAUUAAAACCUCGAGCCUGUGGAGAUGGGAUUCCUCCACCAGCUACAUCUUCUGUUGUGGAAGAAUGUGUCUUUGAAGAGAAGAGGACCGUGGGUGUUGGCCUUUGAGAUCUUCAUCCCCCUGGUCCUUUUCUUCAUCCUGCUGGGCCUGCGCCAGAAGAAACCUGCCAUCCCUGUCAAGGAAGCCUUCUACAGCGCAGCACCCCUCACCUCAGCAGGCAUCAUCCCCAUCAUGCAGUCUCUGUGUCCCGACGGCCAGAGGGACGAAUUUGGCUUCCUGCAGUACAAGAACUCCACUGUGACCCAGUUGUUGGAGCGGAUCAGUGAUGUGGUGUUACAGAACCACCUGCUCACAGCAGACAGGCCAGGACUGGGCCAGGAGCUGGAGUCCCUGCAACAACACCUGGAGAGACUCAGCACACCCACAGGGCCCUCCUCGCUGGACAACGGCUUCAACACCAGCCAAGGGUUCACCGUGGCCAGUAUGUUGAAGAACCAGUCUGUGUUCCGGCAGUUUCUGGUCAGGAAUCUGUCUCUCCCCAAUAACACGGCCAGCCUUCUGCUCUCCACUCCUGUCAACCUCAAAGAGGUCUUCAACAUGAUAUUUGGCCUGUACCCCAGAGCUGGAGGGGGGAGUAGUCAUGCUUCAGGAGGGGCAAAAGAGACCGCACAAACCCCUGCAGAGAAGAGCCUUCAACUGGAAGAGAAGCUUCUGGGAGCCAUGCAUCGUCUGGACGGAGGACUGAUCCACAAAGCUUUACGAGACCCAACCAAAGCAGCCCAUCGGCAGGGCCUACUCAAACUCAUGUCUCAGGCAUUAGGCCUAGCAGAAGGAGAGGCAGGCCAGAGAUACGAUCCCCAGGGACUAAAGGAGAUGGAGGAUGUUCUCCUGACUGGUGCCAUGUUGGAAAUGCUUACUUGUGGGGAGGAUGGGACUGGUGAGCUGAGCAAGAUCCUAUUGGUUCCUGAGAAGCAGCAGUCCCUGCUCCAGGCCUAUCGCAGCACAGUGUGUGGUGGCGGGGAGGGACAGAGGACUGAGCGCUUUGGACAGAUGAGCCAGGAGCUGAGAGACCAGAUAGACACACAGAGCCUCGUUGACAAGCUGCGUCUGGAGAAGGUCAACUUCUCGGCUCCUCUGUCCCAGUCCCACCUGGGUGCUCUGCUGAAAGACCUGGCUGACGUGGAGAGGCUCGUCAGGGACGUAGACCUGCUGUCAGGCCUGGCUCGCCUGCUCCCUAAGGGGGCCUGUGCUGGGGGUCAUACGGCCCUUGGGGCCCCAGCCAACACCACCACCUCCUGGGCCCGCAAUGCCACUACCUGGGGGCCCAACACCACUGAGACCCCUGGGGAGGAGGGAGGAGAGGAGGAGGGUGGAGGACGAGAGAAAGAGAAAGGGAAAGAGAAUCCUCAUUCACAGUUUUCUGCUUUUGUACAGCUGUGGGCAGGGCUGCAGCCUAUUCUGUGUGGGAACGAUAGGAUCAUUGAGCCUGAAGCUUUGAAGCAGGGGAAUAUGAGCUCUCUGGGUUUCACCAGUAAAGAGCAGCGCAAUCUGGGUUUACUCGUGCAUCUGAUGACUACAAAUCCCAAGAUCCUCUACUCACCCGUUGGCUCACAAGUGGACAAAGUCAUUCAGAAGGCAAAUGAGACAUUUGCGUUUGUGGGGAACGUGACUCACUACGCCAGGGUGUGGCUCAACAUCUCUGCCCAGCUCAGGACCUACCUGGAGGAGGGCAAGCUGCACCACCAGCUGGCCUGGCUGCAGCUGUUGACCUCUAACCUGCGUGGUCACCCGGAGCUGCUGAACGGGACGGACAGUGACCUGUUGCGUGGGCUGCUGGAUGGCAACUACACCCUGUCCAACACCUCCACCCUGCUGGAGCAGCUGGACACCAUUGACAACGCAGCAUGCGGCUGGACACACUUCAUGUCCAAGGUCAGUGUGGAUAUCUUCAAGGGUUUCCCUGAUGAAGACAGCAUCGUCAACUAUACCCUGAACCAAGCCUACCACGAUAACAUUUCAGUGUUUGCCAGUGUGAUAUUCCAGACCAACAGAGAUGGCUCCCUGCCUCCUCAUGUCCUCUAUAAGAUCAGACAGAACUCCAGCUUCACAGAGAAAACCAACGAGAUCCGCCGGGCCUACUGGCGCCCGGGGCCCAACACGGGGGGAAAGUUCUACUUUCUCUAUGGCUUUGUGUGGAUCCAGGAUAUGAUAGAGAGAGCCAUCAUUAACACGUUUGUGGGUCAUGACGUGGUGGAGCCUGGGAACUAUGUUCAGAUGUUCCCCUACCCCUGCUACACCAGAGACGACUUCCUGUUUGUGAUCGAGCACAUGAUGCCUCUGUGCAUGGUGAUCUCCUGGGUGUACUCUGUAGCCAUGAUGAUCCAACACAUUGUGGCUGAGAAGGAGCACCGGCUCAAAGAGGUGAUGAAGAUGAUGGGCCUGAACAAUGCGGUCCACUGGGUGGCCUGGUUCAUUACUGGCUUCGUCCAGCUGUCCAUCUCAGUGACCGCCCUGACGGCCAUCUUGAAGUAUGGCAGAGUGCUCCUCCACAGUGACAUCCUCAUCAUCUGGCUCUUCCUCUCCAUCUACGCCAUCGCAACGAUCAUGUUCUGUUUCCUGGUGUCAGUGAUCUACUCUAAGGCCAAGCUGGCGUCUGCCUGUGGCGGGAUAAUCUACUUCCUAAGCUACGUCCCCUACAUGUACGUGGCCAUCAGGGAGGAGGUGGCCCAUGACAAGAUCACCGCCUUUGAAAAGUGCAUUGCUUCUCUGAUGUCGACCACAGCGUUCGGCCUGGGCUCUAAGUACUUUGCCCUGUAUGAGGUGUCAGGAGUUGGCAUCCAGUGGCGCACCAUCAACCAGUCGCCUGUAGAGGGCGAUGACUUUAACCUUGGUCUGUCCAUGAUGAUGCUCAUCAUCGAUGCCAGUGUGUAUGGAGUUCUCACCUGGUACAUAGAAGCUGUGCAUCCAGGGAUGUAUGGGCUGCCCCGGCCGUGGUACUUCCCCCUGCAGAAGUCCUAUUGGCUGGGCAGUGGGCGUGUGGAGACGUGGGAGUGGCCUUGGGGAGGAGCAGCCAGGCUGAGUGUCAUGGAAGAGGACCAGGCGUGUGCCAUGGAACACCGGCGAUCUGGUAAGCCAAGCUGCAGCCUGACCUCUGACAACCGGCGAUCUGAGGAGAUGCGUGGUAUGGAAGAAGAGCCCAGCCACCUGCCCCUGGUGGUGUGUAUAGACAAGCUGACCAAGGUGUACAAGACGGGCAACAAGCUGGCCCUCAACAAGCUGAGCCUCAACCUUCAUGAGAACCAGGUGGUCUCCUUCCUGGGCCACAACGGAGCUGGCAAGACAACCACCAUGUCUAUUCUGACAGGUCUGUUCCCGCCUACCUCGGGCUCAGCCACCAUCUACGGCCAUGACAUCCGUACUGACAUGGAGCGUAUCAGGCAGAACCUGGGCAUGUGUCCCCAGCACAACGUGCUCUUUGACAAGCUCAGUGUGGAGGAGCACCUGUGGUUCUACUCCAAACUCAAAGGCAUGGCCGAGGAGGACAUCCGCAAGGAGAUGGACAAGAUGAUCGAGGAUCUGGAGCUGAAUAAUAAACGGCACAGCCUGGUCCAGACUCUGUCUGGAGGAAUGAAACGGAAACUGUCCGUAGCCAUAGCGUUUGUGGGCGGCUCCCGGGCAGUCAUCCUGGAUGAGCCCACGGCGGGUGUCGACCCUUACGCACGCAGAGCCAUCUGGGACCUCAUCCUCAAGUACAAACAGGGCCGCACCAUCCUGCUGUCCACCCACCACAUGGAUGAGGCUGACCUGUUAGGAGACCGCAUAGCCAUCAUCUCCCAUGGGAAACUCAAGUGCUGCGGCUCCCCACUCUUUCUCAAGAGCACCUACGGAGACGGCUACAAACUCACCCUGGUCAAGAAACAGAGUGAGAGCGGCGACCAGGUCACCCAGCCUCCAUUCUUCCUGUCUCCCUGCUCCUCCUCCUCCCUGUCUCCCUCCUCCUCCCUGUCCCCCUCCUCCCUGUCUCCAUGCUCGGAGGCCCGGGUCACCAAGUUCAUCCGUCAGUUCGUGGGGUCCUGUCUGCUGGUGUCUGACUCCAACACUGAGCUGUCUUAUGUGCUGCCUUCAGAGGCUGUCAAGAAGGGCUGCUUCGAGAGGCUCUUUCAGGCGUUAGAGCAGAGUCUGGACCUCCUGGCUCUGACCAGCUUCGGGGUGAUGGACACCACUCUGGAGGAGGUCUUCCUCAAGGUGUCAGAGGAGGACCAGUCCCUGGAGAACAGUGAUGCUGACAUGAAGGAUUCCCCGGGCGGUAGCUCAGUGGGGAAGCCUGCUGCUACGGUGGUGGGUCUGGGGGCCCCUGGGCCGCAGGGUGAUGGCCCGGGGCCGGGGGCUCCUGCAGGAGGCAGCAGCAGUGUGCUGAGACCAGGGGUAGAGCUCAGUAACCUGCUAAACUGCUCCAGGCUCAGCCAGAGUCAGUCGUCCCUGCGCUCAUCCUCCUCCCUGGGGUCCGUGCGGGGGGACGAGGGGGGGCUCUACACAGACUUCUAUGGAGACUACUGCCCCCUCUUCGACAACGGACAAGACCCUGACUCUACCAGUCUGACGGCGGAAGCGGAUGAGUCCUCUGGCCCUGAGCAGCCUGUGGUCCUGGAGGACCAGGGCAGCUUCAAGCUGGAGGGUUGGUGGCUGAAGCUACGUCAAUUCCAUGGCCUCAUCGUGAAGAGGUUCCACUGUGCCAAGAGGAACACCAAGGGUCUUUUCUCUCAGAUCCUGCUGCCUGCAUUCUUCGUCUGUGUGGCCAUGACCGUAGCCCUGUCGGUGCCUUCCAUCGGAGAUCUGCCACCAUUGGUCUUGUCUCCAUCCCAGUACCACAACUACACCCAGCCUCGUGGCAACUUCAUCCCCUACGCCAACGAAGAUCGCCCACAGUACAGCAGUAAACUGUCCCCAGACGCCAGCCCUCAGAAGAUCGCCAACACGCUCCGUCUGCCUUCUGGCGUGGGCGCCACCUGCGUCCUCAAAACGCCCUUCAACAGCACCCUGGACCAGCUGGCACAGACACUCAACCCCAGUGCCAACAACUCCAAAACCCUAGCUGCCCGCUACUUUGACUCCAUGUGUCUGGAUUCCUUCACCCAGGGAGUGCCCCUGUCCAACUUCGUACCCCCUCCCCCCUCGCCAGCCCCCUCAGAUGACCCCGACCCUCGUUUUGAGGAUAGACUGUGGAACUUCACUGCUGCCACUCUUACCACUGUACGGGAAACAGUGACCUCUCCACCCACCUUACCUCUGUCUAUCCGGGAGCCGGUUCGUUGUAUCUGCUCCAUGCAGGGGACGGGCUUCUCCUGCCCCAGUGGGGUCGGGGGGCGGCCGCCCCUUAUGAAGGUGGUCACUGGGGACAUUCUGGUGGACAUCACCGGGCGCAACGUGUCAGAGUACCUCCUCUACACCUCUGACAGACUGCGCCUGCACAGAUAUGGAGGACUCACUGUAGGCAACAUACAGAAAUCAGUCCCAGCAUCCUUUGGGAAAAAUAAUCCGCCCAUGGUUCGCAAAAUAGCCGUGCGUAGAUCAGCUCAGGUGCUGUACAAUAAUAAAGGGUACCACAGCAUGCCAACCUAUCUCAAUGUCCUCAACAACGCCAUCCUGCGCGCCAACCUGCCUCCAGGCAAGGGCAACCCUGCUGCAUACGGAAUCACCCUGACCAACCACCCUAUGAACCGUACCAGUGCAAGGCUCUCUUUGGACUACCUGCUCCAGGGCACUGAUGUGGUGAUAGCCAUCUUCAUCAUCGUGGCCAUGUCCUUUGUACCAGCCAGCUUUGUGGUCUUCCUAGUGGCAGAAAAGUCUACCAAGGCGAAGCACCUGCAGUUUGUCUCUGGAUGUGACCCAGUCAUCUACUGGCUGGCCAACUACGUAUGGGACAUGCUGAACUACCUGGUGCCAGCCACAUGCUGUGUCCUUAUCCUGUUUGUCUUUGACCUUCCUGCGUACACAUCCCCAACCAACUUCCCCGCGGUCCUCUCUCUCUUCCUCCUCUACGGGUGGUCUAUAACUCCUGUCAUGUACCCUGCCUCCUUCUGGUUCGAGGUGCCCAGCACGGCCUAUGUGUUCCUCAUAGUCAUCAACCUCUUCAUAGGAAUCACUGCCACUGUAGCCACCUUCCUGCUGCAGCUCUUUGAACAUGACAAGGAUCUGAAACUGGUGAACAGCUACCUAAAGUCCUGUUUCCUUAUCUUCCCAAAUUACAACCUGGGUCACGGCCUGAUGGAAAUGGCCUACAACGAAUACAUCAAUGAGUACUAUGCUAAAAUAGGUCAGUUUGACAAGAUCAAGUCUCCAUUUGAGUGGGAUAUUGUGACUCGAGGGCUGGUUGCCAUGACAAUCGAGGGCUUUGUAGGCUUCUUCAUAACCAUCUUGUGCCAGUACAACUUCCUCAGGAAACCCUCGAGAGUACCAGUCAGCAGCCAGCCCAUAGAGGACGAUGAUGAGGAUGUGGCCUCUGAGAGAAGGAGAGUACUGAGAGGAGAAGCUGACAACGACAUGCUGAAGAUUGACAACCUCACCAAGGUGUACAAAUCGAGGAAGAUGGGGCGUAUCUUGGCUGUGGACCGGCUAUGUUUGGGCGUGCGUCCUGGGGAGUGUUUCGGCCUCCUGGGUGUGAACGGAGCAGGGAAGACCACCACCUUCAAGAUGCUGACUGGAGACGAGAGCACCACGGGAGGAGAGGCCUUCAUAGGGGGGAGCAGUAUCCUGAAGGAGCUGUUGAAGGUGCAGCAGAGCAUUGGCUACUGUCCUCAGUUUGACGCCCUGUUUGAAGACCUAACAGCCAGAGAACACCUGGAGCUGUACACACGCCUCCGGGGCAUCCCCUGGAAGGACGAGGAAAGGGUGGUCUCAUGGGCCCUGGAGAAACUGGAGCUGUCCAAGUAUGCAGACAUGCCCGCUGGCACCUACAGUGGGGGAAACAAGCGCAAGCUGUCCACUGCCAUCGCCCUCAUCGGAUACCCCUCUCUCGUAUUCCUGGAUGAACCCACGACAGGGAUGGAUCCUAAGGCCCGCAGAUUCCUCUGGAACCUCAUCCUCGACAUCCUCAAGACAGGACGCUCUGUGGUGCUGACAUCACACAGUAUGGAGGAGUGUGAGGCUCUGUGCACCAGACUGGGCAUUAUGGUCAACGGCAGGUUCAAAUGCCUGGGUAGCAUCCAGCACCUCAAGAACAGGUUUGGUGAUGGUUAUAUGAUCACAGUCCGGACCAAGACCAGUUCCAGUGUGAAGGAGGUGGUGAGAUUCUUCAACAGGAAUUUCCCUGAGGCUGUACUAAAGGAGAGCCACCACACUAAGGUCCAGUUCCAGCUGAAGUCAGAGAGGAUCUCCCUGGCCCAGGUGUUCAGUAAGAUGGAGCAGGUGGUCGAGGUGCUGGGAAUAGACGACUACUCUGUCAGCCAGACCACACUGGACAACGUAUUUGUGAACUUUGCAAAGAAACAGAGCGACAACCUGGAGCAGCAGGAGAGUUUGCCCCCUGGUGGAGGCCAGUCGCCACUGCAGCGCCUGCUAACCCUGCUCAGACCCCGGCUGGCCAACACGGAGCUCGACGCCCUGGUCAGCGAAGAACCGGAGGAACUAGAGAGUGAUGACGAUGAGGGCCUCAUCAGCUUCGAGGAGGAGAGGGUGCAGCUCUCCUUUAACACAGACACACUCUGUUGAACUGUGGAAGCUCAGAGAGCCUGGACAGACAAAGUGGGAGGAGGAACCUCAGAGAGGGGUUGUGAUUGGACAGACAAAGUGUAAGGAGGAAAUUCAUAGGGGGCAUGUCUAUAGACAAAUAUGGGAUGAGGAAAUAACAUGAACCUGUUUAUUUUGGAUUGGAAGACAACCGUCUCCAGCUACCCAGGGGAAAGUAAGAUAAGUGUUAUUUUUAUCCUCAAACACCUAACAGUGACAGAGACUGAGGCAUGGGACUCAGAGAAUGAGAUGCAGUGGGACAGAGAAGAGAAUGACAGAGAAAUGAAGUGAGCCUCUCAAAGCUGUCACAGAGUCAUUGGCCAUAGUUAAAGCCUGAAGUGUCCAUAAGACAAGGCCCCUGUCAUCAUGGGAAGCAUACUGAUACAGUGAGAAAGCUUGUAUUUUAAUAGAGAUAUGUUGUUAUAGGAAUGUCUAUAUGUAUUUAUUUUUGAGAAUGUAUUGAUAAAUGGGAACACUGAAAACCAAUGGGGUCUGUCUAGUAAGGACUAAAAUCACAAGGCUUGAUUUGGUAUUCAUGUUGCCUUUGCUAGUAGGUUGGCUUCAUUCAAUGUUGAUGAUGUCAGAAAAUAACAUAUCAUUGCUUCUGAUAUGACCACCUUACUGAGUUUAAUCUUUCCUCAGUUGUUUGACACAGUGAAUUAGUGGUUCAUCAUUGGUCAAAUGUGUUCUGUCCCUGCCAAAGUACAAGGUUGUAUCCUUAAUGACACCCUAUUCUCUAUAUAGUGCACUACUUUUGACCAGGGCCCCAUAAGGCUCUGUUCAAAAUAAGUGCAUUAUGUACUGAAGGGAAUAGGGUGCUAAGGGUCCUGGUACAAAGUAGUGCACUAUAUAGGAUGAGAUGAUGCCCCCCCCCCCCCUUAAAAGCAUAAUUGACCUGCCUUGAGAGCAUGCUGUCAUGAAACCAGUCAAACCAGUGUUGUGUCAUACAUAUACAGUAUAUACAAUACCUAUAUUUUUCUGUGGCAAGAAGAAAGAUGUAUUUUAGAUAUUGAAAUGUAUAUGGGACAGAUGUGUGAUCUGUGAUCGAUUUGGCAAUAAUGGUUUAUAGAGGGAAGUAAAUGACCUUUGGAAAAAGUGCCAAGUUUUGACAUGAGUCCUGAAUCGUUGGCCUUUAAUUUGAAAUCACUUUAUUAGAUGAAUUGAGUCACAGAGGAACGCUACACCACAUGUCCUGUUUUAAGAGAAUGCCUCUACUUGUUGAUACUGAAGGUGCCUCCUUAACCUCAAGCUUCUUCAUUUGGACAGGGGACACUAUAUUUUUGUCUCGUCAUGAUAAAUAGAGCACUUUCUACUGAAUGCUUUAGUUUGUGCUUCUACAAAUCAUAAUGAUUUGAAUUCUUUCAAGAAGAUCACAGUUUGGACACAACGUAAUAAUAACAGUGAAGGUUAUCCUCAAGAUCAUUGAAGUUAUUGAAAACCGUGAAAAUAACUUAAUAAUAACUCUCUCAUGUAAUAAUUAAGGUCACGUGCAAGAUAUACAAUAACAAGCAUUCACUACUGCACUAGUAUCACUGUGAGACAAAGAAGUUCAACUUUCAGAUCAUUGUUUAGUUUGAACUUAAAUGGCUUGUAUGAUUUACAAGAUGCUUUAAAGGCAGUUGGCUUACCGUACAUUUCUUUUGGAAGUUGGAGCACAUUUAAAGAACACCCGCACCACAUCAUUAGUGAAGGGAAAGGUUUAUGUUAUUGAAUAGUAUGUUGGCAUGUGAUUUGAACUGGAUAUUUUCAUGGAGUGUUUGUGUUGUGAAGAGCCAGUUGUAAUAUAUCGUUAUUCUUCUCAGAGGACACUUCAUUUAUUUCACGGACUAAUUCAACGUAGUUUAACAUAUGUUUUGGUGAUUUCUUAAUGUGAGACCUACUUGGACAUAUUUGAUCAUUUUCCUUGACUGUGGUGGGGUUGUUAUCCUUUUACUAUUAAGUAGAGGAAACAGACUGUUGUAAUUAGUUUUCAUCAGAAUGUAAAGUAGGUUAAAUGUUUUACUGAAGUCCAGGAAAUAAUAUGAGAACAAGAAACAAUGCCUGUUUUUGAGAUGUGUUAAGUAAUGCUAUCUGUAUAUGUUUAUGUAUAUGUUAUGUGUCUGAAAAGCAGUAAGGAAAGAUGUAUUGAACUUGAAACAAACUUGUGUCCUUUAACUCAUACUGAAUGAUGACCGUGAUGCUCUACUUUAACUAGAGUUCUGGGACCUCAAAAGGAACAUCAAUGUGAUUUAGGCCCAUUUUGGAUCAUUUGAUCUAUUUAACUUCUGUUGCCACCCAAUGUAUCUUUGAAUAUUUGUAAGAUCAAGGUAUUUGAAGUUUUCCCUGAGCAAAGCUUGACUUUUUUCAAAAAGAGCAACAUUUAGGAUACUUUCACUUUCUCUUCUGCGCAGAAUUCACUACAUAAAUGUAUCUGGGGUAAAACUAUUUAACACUGAUGUUUUUUUGACACCAGCAAAUAUGAGAGUUAGGUGCAAUUCUAUAUGGUUUCAAAUACUGUAUACUAUGGGAUGGAAAAAAUGAUUCAGUCAAUCUAGUGAAUACUCAGCUUUGCUCUAAAGCUGAAUGUUUUGGUAUUUAUCCAGGCAGUGUAUUGUACGUGUGCAUAUGAAUACAAAUAUAUAUUUAUAUGUUGUGAAAAUAUGUCAGUUGACAUUAUUCUGUUGUAAAGCAUCUGUCCAUGUUGUUCUCGUGUUAUUUUUGGACUUUAUGUAACACCUGGUCUUGUUCCUGAUUUUACUGUUGUUUCUGUACUCUGUGCUUCACGUUUGGUGAUCUGGAUUUUUUUACAAAAAAAAAAUACAAAUCAAUCAGGUAUCAGUUGGGUACUCUCUAUGGUUUUGUUCCUAAAUUGAAUUACGGUGUUCUAGCUAUACCUUGAAAACGUUAGGUAUUUGGACCAAAUAAUUUACAUGCACUUUGAAAGCUUGCAUUCAUUUUGCUUACAAUAAAGAUAUGAGAAUAGGAGUGUGAUAUAUUCAUUUCAUUUGAUGAUGUCCUGAGGAGUUUUUACUGACAUUAUUCAACAGGAAAAUGCAGUGAUUUACAGAGGCUCUUUAUCCAUAUAUCUAAAACUUCAUGACUACCAUUUUGGAUCGUGUUCAUCAUUAUUUGAUCUAAUUAAACCUUGCUACCCAACACAUCCCGGUGCAUACUAGAUAAAGGCCAUUGAAGUUUUCAAUGAGCAUAGCUUGGUUUUAAAAAAAAAAGUUCAAUUGAGGAUUUUCUUAGAGCUUGAUUGAGUCCUUAGCUCUGAAGAUCUGAGUUGUAGAGUGAUUUACAUUUAAAGGCAAUGUUCCCACGUUAGUGGAGACUAGAUUCGGACUGCAUGUCGGCUCGAUUGGAAAGGAUCCUUAAAUGUCAACGGUAGUGAUUGAAUCGAGCCCUAAGUUUUAUUUUCAGUGCAGAUCAUACUGUACAAAAGUAUCUGGAGAAAAAACUAUUAAACACAGGAGUUUUUUUUAAAGACACCAGCAAAUAUCAGUUAGCCUAACUUAAUUAGGUGCAAAUCCACAUGGGUGCAAAUACUGUACACUAUGAGAUGAAAAUACAUCUUCAAUCAUUCUAGUGAAUACUCAGCUUUCAUCUGUAGCAAAAUGCUUUGGAAUUUAUCCAGGCAGUAUGUGUGUGCAUAUGAAUAUAAAUGUAUAUUCAUAUUUUAUGAAAAUGUGUCUGUUGUAAAGCAUCUGUUCAUAUUGUUCUCGCGUUAAAUUGGGUCUUAAUGUAACAUUUGGUCUUGUUUCUGAUUCUAAUGGUGUUUCUGUACUCUGUGCUUCACGUUUGGUGAUCUGGAUUUUUAAACAAAACAAAUAAAUCAGGUACCAUCA
Oncorhynchus mykiss (rainbow trout) is the source of this 11940-nucleotide messenger RNA. The record is from RefSeq and is a predicted model, not a curated record. NCBI's taxonomy places the organism in Eukaryota, Metazoa, Chordata, Actinopteri, Salmoniformes, Salmonidae.